CCAUGAGCAAGAUAUUUCCUAUCAUGAAUAAAAUAUUUUCUCAGUGAAUCGGGGACGAAUCCUAAUUUUUUUUUUUGGGUACAAGACGAAUCCCAAUUCAAGGGGAAAGAUAUUACUGGCAGGGACUUCCACAACGACCGGGAUUCGUAUCAUAUCCAAAUCACUCCGUGAUCGGUACGGAAUGCUACGAAUUAUCUUUGUCCAUAUAUAAACCCCUUUAUUCCCUCCAAUCUCCCUAAUUUCCGAAGCCAAAGGUACCGGAGAGAGGUGGUACCGUCACCAUGAACUCUCUGACCGCAACGCGCUCCAUGGUGGAGGCAAUCGUCGGUAUGACGUGGGCCAUCGACGCCGCCCGCAACGAAAUCUCCACCUCCUCUUUCUCCGCCCUCGACGAACUCGUGAACGUCUUGAUCCGCUGUCGCGGCAAGAUCGAGGACGCCGCUGCUUCCCUCGAGGCGGCGGCGGAGGCAGCCUCCGCCAGCCGGGACGCCACCGCGAUCAGGCGUCUCCGUGUGCGGUUCCGCUGUUUGAAACUGAUGGCCACAUCGUGGCGGGGCCGCCUGGAGGAGCAGCGGUGGAGGCGAUGCAUGGCACGGUGCUGCGGAGACGAGGUUCUGUCUCUGAGGAGAUUCGCGGCGGCAGCGUGCCACGAAGCUGAGAAGCGGGUGGCCCGGCUGCGGGAGCCGUGGGUCUCGGUGGCUGGGG
Molecule: messenger RNA, 705 nt
Organism: Elaeis guineensis (African oil palm)
Lineage: Eukaryota; Viridiplantae; Streptophyta; Magnoliopsida; Arecales; Arecaceae
Source: RefSeq, a predicted model, not a curated record